This is a messenger RNA of Chara braunii, 1800 nucleotides long. Lineage: Eukaryota; Viridiplantae; Streptophyta; Charophyceae; Charales; Characeae. The record is from the annotation of a GenBank genome assembly.
CCAUUGACCUGGUUUUUCUUCUUCUUUUUCUUUCCUUUUUUCUUUCUUUUUUUCUUUCCUUUUUUCUUUUCUUUUCUUUUUUUCUUCUCUUCUUCUUCUUUGCUUUUCUUUUCUUCUUUCCUCCUCCUAUUCUUUUUCUUUUUCCCUCGUAAGCACGCCGAUCAUGACUGGGCGAGGGAACUGUUUCACUUGUGGCUUACCGGGGCACUUUUCAAGGGAGUGUAAUCAGCGUUUAGGCUACUCAUAUGGGCGACCUCCAGUGGCAACAGGGACCAAUGCUCAGCCGCUGCUGGCUUUGCCAGCACCUGCCACCGUGACGCCGCAGGCGGUGACACCGAUUGCCACUACGGCUUAUGUGACGCAACCGAGAGGUGGUUUCUGGCGAGCUAACCAGGAGACGUUGGAUAGAUGCAAUGCGUUCAUUAGUCGCGCGGAGCAGAAGGAAAAAGAGCAAGAGGAGGAGGCACAACGGGUGAAGAAGAAGCAAGAAGAGGAGGAAACGGCCAACAGGGUGAAGAAAGAACGAGAAGAAUUUGAGGCACAAAUGGGGCAACGAUUGGAGAAUCGAUUGACGGUCCUUCGGGAGGCACUCUUGGGAAAAGGUGGCAGCAACGCAAGCACUAGCGGCGAAAACGAAGAACUUAGCAGACUACCAAAGGAGAAUGAAGAACUGUGUGCUAAAAUUAGCGAUAAGGGCAAAACGAGUGAGACUAAAGUUAUUGAGCAAUUGAAGAGAGAGAAUGAGGUGCUGAGACGCAGCAGAACUGAGGACGAGAACAUGGGGAGGGAACUCCCGAGCUUACGAAGGGAGUUGCACGAAGUUAGAGACAACCGAACGACUGUAGGGAAGGAAGAAUUUGAACGAGAAAUCGAAUGUUUACGUGAUGAAUUAGAACUGCUGAAAGAGAAGAUCGAUAUGCAACGCUGCGACCAAGCCGAGGUUGACCUGCUGAAGGAGAAACGGGCAGCUGCUGAAUUAAAGCGCAUGCAAGCAGAGAAUGAGAUACUCAGAUUACGGGAAGAGAUGAGCAAACUUUCCACGAAGCAAACAGUGGUUGAAACUCCGAAGGAGAAGGAGACGAAUCUGAUGAAACAGCUGAACGAGGCUGCUACUGAAGUGCAAAAAUCAAGGAGGGGGAAGGUUAAGGCCACCCCAAGGCGUUUUUCGAUAGCAGAGAGUAGUGCUAAGAAAGCCAAUGACAUGUUCGUUUUCGUUCAAGACGAGAAGAACAGACUGAAGGCACUAAAGAAGAAGGGCCUCAAACCGGUGUGUGUAGCAGUCGGCAUCAAGUACAAGACUAUUGAUACUUUUGCUGAGGAGUUGGCGCAGUACAACGCUGACCAAGUGUUCGGCAGCCAUAGUGAGCCAGAUCUAGGGAACACAGGUGAGGACGGGAUUGUUGAAGGAGGAGACAACUCUACUACGGAGGAUGGUAAGUGCGCUGACGUCCUGGAAGUUCCCUCCGAUACUGCUUGAUUGGACUUCCCGGACGUGACGAAACUGUGGGGACUUUCUAAUUGGUGUCGUAAUCAACGGUCUGCAUCUAUUUCCUCUCUGCGAGAUGCUAGGCUUAACAUGUUUCUCCAGACUAUCGUCCUUCUUCUUAUAUUAUGUGGUGAAAUUUCUUGGGCUGGGAAAUUCAAGUCUAAUUUGCUCUCCGCUGCGCGAAAUGAGGACGAUCUCUUUCACUUCUCUGGGCCUCUGGUCUAUGUAUUGAUCUCUCCCUGGAACAAGCAUGCUUAUAUUAGGUCUACGGGCAGGUCUCUGGAUAUCAGGUGGAAUGAACAUGCCUAUAGGGC